CGGCGCUCGGAGCGCGGGCCUGGGACUCAGGAGCCCGCCGCCAGGGCCGCAGCAUGGGGCGCUUCCGCGGGGGCCUGCGGUGCAUCAAGUACCUGCUGCUCGGCUUCAACCUGCUCUUCUGGCUGGCUGGCUCAGCAGUCAUAGCUUUUGGACUAUGGUUUCGGUUCGGAGGCACCAUAAAGGAUUUAUCAUCAGAGGACAAGUCCCCGGAGUAUUUCUAUGUGGGGCUCUACAUUCUGGUUGGAGCCGGGGCCCUGAUGAUGGCCGUGGGGUUCUUCGGGUGCUGCGGAGCCAUGCGGGAGUCGCAAUGUGUGCUGGGAUCAUUUUUCACCUGCCUACUGGUGAUAUUUGCUGCUGAAGUAACCACUGGAGUAUUUGCUUUUAUAGGCAAGGGUGUAGCUAUACGACAUGUCCAGACCAUGUACGAAGAGGCUUAUAAUGAUUAUCUGAAAGACAAAGAGAAGGGAAAUGGAACUCUCAUUACCUUCCACUCGACAUUUCAGUGCUGUGGAAAAGAAAGCUCCAAACAGGUCCAACCCACAUGCCCAAAGGAGCUUCUAGGACACAAGAAUUGCAUUGAUGAAAUUGACGCCAUAAUCAGUGUUAAGCUCCAGCUCAUUGGAAUUGUUGGUAUUGGAAUUGCCGGCCUCACGAUCUUUGGCAUGAUAUUCAGCAUGGUGCUCUGCUGUGCGAUACGAAACUCGCGGGAUGUGAUAUGAAGCUGUAUACUUCUCCAUGAAAAUCGCAGUCUAGGGCUUUCAUACCAAAUGUCACAGGAGCUGUCCCUCAGCUCAUUUUUGAUAUUCAAAUGACAUUAGGAUCUAAAAUAAUUUGCUGUCAAUUGUACAUUUGCACAUGUAUGUAUGUUUGACUCAUUACUGGUUUGCCCCUGGAGUGACUGCCUGUGUAUGUUGACUGAGAGCAUAUUGAUGUGUGAUCUGUGUUUCUGGUAUAUGCAUUGUACAUAAUGAAAUCUGUUAGCUGGGAAUUCCUGAUUCUUGUUAUGUAAGAAGAACAACCCAUUUAACUCCCAGAAAAAGAUCAAGAAAUUUUGAGAAACUUUUAAAACUUAGCUAUUCAUAAAAAGUGAUAAUGGGUCAGUUUCUCAGACUCUAGUCAUUGAAAAUUAGAUACAGGGAAUUCAGGGAUUUCUGGUUAAUGGAAGCAAUAAGCUGCAGGAAUGGAGAGAUCACAGUGGAAUGUUAAAAUUGACUGCGUCUGAGUUGGGUGUAAGGGUUUCCUGGGAUUUUUUUAUAUACAUGAUCUCCCCCGAAUACAGUAAACCACAGUUUUAGAACUAAACACAUCUGUAAAACUAAAUAUAGCAUGGAAAAUCUAAUUUGAAUAAGUCAUGUUUUCCUAGUAUUUAAAAACAAAACAAAACAAAACCUUCCUCUGGAAAGAGAAGUCACACAGACAAUCAUGUGCCCUAUAAAAGUGAGGGUUUAUAGGACAAAAAAACUUUUAACAACUUUUUAAGGAAAUAUUCUUUCUUAUACAAAGACAUGUAAAUAUUGCUUUAUUACUUCCUUUUCUGACUCUGAACUACUGCAACCCUCCCAUGCCCAAAACAGCUUUUAUCUCAGACUCUUCUGUGUUCCUCCCAAUGUAAGGACAGAAAGACUGAAGCAAGAGAUCUGGCGGUUUCAAAUUGUGAGAAAGAGAAUUUUUACUGGCAUUGUAUCUUUGAAAUACCUCAUAAUUUGAGUUUACAUAUUUUCCUAAUUUUCUGUAUUUUCUUAUUUAUUCACCUAGAGAAUUCUUCAGAGAUUAAGUACUACAGUUUUUACCACUUAACAUAAGUAAAACAAAGUCCUUCAUAAUUCAGUAUUAUCUUAUGAGCAUCCUUGGCCAAACCAAAAUAAACAAAGAAAAGCAUCUUCUCCCAGUUGUGUGCACACAACAGAGACAAGUUCAGGAAAGAGAUGUAUUUAUAUAUAUAUAUACACAACACAAAAAAAUAAGUUCUUUCUGUGCAAGUCCACUAUGAAAAUAAAAUUUUCAGGGCUUU
This is a messenger RNA of Microcebus murinus (gray mouse lemur), 2011 nucleotides long. RefSeq names its product tetraspanin 2 (gene TSPAN2). The record is from RefSeq and is a predicted model, not a curated record. Gene Ontology annotation, cellular component: plasma membrane. Lineage: Eukaryota; Metazoa; Chordata; Mammalia; Primates; Cheirogaleidae.